Molecule: messenger RNA, 1212 nt
Organism: Jatropha curcas
Lineage: Eukaryota; Viridiplantae; Streptophyta; Magnoliopsida; Malpighiales; Euphorbiaceae
Product: isoflavone reductase homolog
Molecular function (GO): oxidoreductase activity
Source: RefSeq, a predicted model, not a curated record
AGCGAACGCAAGGGAUGGGUGCGACAGAAUAACUGACAGCAAAAAGAGAGAGAAAUGGGAAAGAGCAAGGUUCUAAUAGUUGGGGCUACCGGGUACAUCGGCCAGAGGAUUGUGAAAGCAAGCUUAGCCCAAGGACACAUAACCUAUGUUCUUCAACGCCCUGAGUUAGGGCUUGACAUUGAGAAGCUGCAAAAGCUGUUGUCGUUUAAAAGACAAGGAGCUUACAUAGUUGAAGGCUCCUUUUCUGAUCAUCAAAGUCUAGUGCAAGCUGUGAAGAAGGUUGAUGUUGUCAUUUGCACCGUUUCAGGUGGCAAUUCUCAGAACCGUAAUCUUUUGUUGCAGCUCAAACUUGUUGAGGCCAUAAAAGAAGCAGGAAACAUCAAGCGUUUUUUGCCUUCAGAGUUUGGUACUGAUCCAUCGCGUAUGGGACAUGCACUCGAACCUGGAAAUGUGACAUUUGAUCAAAAAAUGGAAGUGAGAAGGGCAAUAGAAAAUGCUAAGAUACCCUUCACUUAUGUCUCUGCAAAUUGUUAUGCCGGUUACUUUGUUGGCAACCUCUCACAACUUGGGACACUCUCUCCUCCAAGAAAUAAAGUGUUCCUCUAUGGGGAUGGCAAUGUCAAGGCUGUUUACAUGGAAGAAGAUGACAUUGCCACAUACACAAUUAAAACAAUAGAUGAUCCUCGAACUUUGAACAAAACAUUGUACCUCCGGCCACCGGAAAACAUUCUCUCGCAAAGGCAACUAGUUGAGAUGUGGGAAAAUCUCAGUGGCAAAAGCCUAGAAAAGAUAAGUAUUUCUGCAGAAGAAUUCUUAGACUCCAUGAAAGAUGCGGAUUAUGAAGCCAAAGUAGGAAUUGGGCACUUCUAUCACUUUUUUUACGAGGGUUGUUUGGCAAACUUUGAAAUAGGAAAAGAUGGAGAAGAAGCUUCAAAUCUUUAUCCAGAAGUGAAGUAUACUCGCAUGGAUGAGUAUUUAAAGAUUUAUCUUUAAUAAUGAUCAGUCAUUUUGGCAAAGGGCAAGUCAUAUCCUUAUUUUUGCAUGGACGAGAAUUUAAAGGUGUAUCUUUAAUCAUAAUAAGUCAUUUUGACGAAUAAUAUGUCAUGUUCCUAUAUAGUAUUCGUUAUCUUCAAAAAAAAAAACAAAAAAAAAGAUGUAUGGAUGGCUUUUGUUUCUCUGAUUUAUAAGUGUUUAAAUGCAUAAAUUUAUUCA